GACGAAGGGACGUGCAUAUCCCUCUCCCGUUUCGCGGGUCUGCUGGCCUCGAUAAGUCACACGGUCCAACUUGAUCUUUUCUGUUUUUUUCCGCCAACAUUACAGUUUCACUGCUCAUCGUUGCAUGCUCGAUCCAAAACGAUUAUCUAUUGACCAGCAGCCGAUAAGGACUUUUUUUUUUUGAGGGGGUGUCAUCCAUCAGAAAUUCCCGCAUUUCGUUUUCCUCCCCCUUUUUUCUUUAUAUCGUUUUUUUUUCCUUCGUGAGUGUGCCGAUCGUUUAGUGUUUUGAAGAGAAAAGAAAAUAAGGAGCAACACGCCGCAAGUGUGUGGCUUGAGAAUCGAAAAAGUGCAAAUCCGGCCGUGAUGUGCGGUUCUUCUGCGGGUCAGAGUUGUUGUGCGAACGCCGUCGAAGGCGACGUCGACGACACGCCGGAUGUUCAGGACUCGCGGCCCGGGCUCACCACCCAUCUCCGCUGGGCCGCUCCUGAAUUGCCCUUCCGUCCCGGCGUCAUCUGCGCGUCCGCCUUCGCCUCUUUCUUUCCCACUUCUCUUUGUUCUCCAUCCUAAUCUUCUUUCAUCGCUACCAUAAAGGCUGCGUUUAUUCGCUGCCUUUUUUUUAGCGCCACUCCACCCGUUAUUGCGUCAUUCAUUUUUUUUUCGAACGGGCGGACGCCAAAAAAUCGGAAGAAGACAAUUACCGUAAAAAACUGGAAAUAAUGUGUUGUAAACAGUUGGACAAAGUGAGGACAAAGUGAAAUCCCAUCUUUUUUUUUUUUGCUUCUUUUUCGCUGUUGUACAAAAAAAAAAAUUUGUUAAUUGGAGAACGGGUUCAGCAACCAUCCAUUCCGUGGUCACAAUAAUGCCUCGACGUGUCUCAUCGGCAUCCAGCAGUUUGCACGCUAUGGGCUCAUCCACCGUGGCUGGUGGUGGGACGACUAGUGGAGGAGGAGGAGGAAGUAGUAGCAGCAGCAGUUUGCGCGGACCGCGUCCGGCCAAAUCGGCCAAUUGCAUCGCACCCGCCUCGCCCAGCCCGGAUUCGUCCAGCGAUAACGCGUCCGACAAUUCGGAUCUGUUUCAAUGGACGACCACUGGCGUGGAGAGGCACUUGGCCCGCAGUGAUAGCGGUUCUUCGGCCUUGUCGAUGACGGCCAAUUCCCGUCUGACGCAGAGCCAAACUGGAAGCGCGGCGUCGCGCAAGAGGAAGCUUUUGGAACAGUUUCUGUUGCCGGAGAAUGCGGCCAAUUCGGGCGGAAGCAACACCAUAUCACUGUCAGACAUGCGUCAUAUGGGAUUAGUGGGACAGGCCCGUCCCUCGGCUUCCAUUCAGCCGACGAAUCACGCCGGCGUUCCUACCACUGCCCCUCCAGCGGUGACAGUUGCAACUGGAACGACUUCGACUUCCUCGCGGACGUUAACCUCGACGAGCAGCAGCGCGUUGUCGGCAGGAAUCAGUUUCUCGGCCGCCUCCAAUUACGUGCCCAGCUUCUCGUUCUAUCAAUCGCGCUCUUUCGGGCCGCCUUCCUGCUCGGGUGGCGGCAGCACCGAGAGCCUGUGCAGCAGCACGGCAGAUUCCGCUUGCGGCCAUCCUCCGGACCUGCCCGAUGACGGCAACUUGGCAACGCCAGCACCACCCGUGGACGUGCACGCUUCGGACGUGAUGGAAAUUCGAAACCGGGCCAGCGCGUCUUGCCGCGAUACGCCGCCAUUGCACAUGUCGGGUGAACGACAUUUUCAUGGGACGUCGAUGAACAACCGAGUGGCCGGCUGGAGAUUAGAAGAUAUUGACGACAACCUAGCGGCUGAUUUUGACGGUAGCCUAUCCGGCCUGGGAGUUGAUCUCAGCGUCGCAUCGUACAACAUGAGUGAGGCGUUGCUGGCCCUCCCUACAUUGACUGGAUUCAAACAAGAGGCGCCGUCACCUCCCAAUGGAGAUCAUGGAAGGGUCGGAGCCAAUCCGUCGCCUCCGCAAACGACGGAAAGGGCAUCCAGCGAAGGCCGUACCGUGACGCAUCUGACUGGACACGGGCACGGUGGCGACCAGAGCGGCUAUUCGCAUCCGUUCCAGCACAUGUUGCACCAACAUUCGAGCUGGAGUGGUCAGGACGGCGGAGUAGGCGGUGGAGCCGUUGGAGGAGCUGGGCCCAUCACGGGCGGUGUUGGUACGGGUAGCGCUUCCAGCCUGACGUCAUCAUCAUCCAACGAAGGCAUGUCCUCUUCUGGUGGACUCCAUCAGCAAGGAGGUUCAACUGGCGUCGGAGCUACCAAUUAUCACGGAGAAAAGUACAAAUACGAUCGACUCAACGAGGCCGACGCUAAUGCCGACAACAGAUUCCAGUACGUGUUGGCUGCUGCGACGUCGAUUGCCACCAAGGUCAACGAAGAGUCUCUGACUUAUUUGAACCAGGGGCAACCCUACGAGAUUAAAAUGAAGAAGCUGGGCGAUCUGUCCAACUUUAGAGGAAAAUUGCUCAGAAGCGUCGUACGUUUGUGUUUUCACGAACGCAGACUGCAGUACAUGGAACGUGAACAGAUCGCUGCGUGGAGGAUGUCGCGGCCGGGCGAUCGCAUCGUCGAGAUAGACGUGCCCUUAUCCUACGGCAUUUACGAAGUCGUCCAGGACAAUAGCAACUUGAAUGUCGUCGAAUUUGCUUGGGAUCCCACCAAGGAAGUGGGCGUCUACAUCAAAGUUAAUUGCAUCAGCACAGAGUUCACGCCAAAGAAACACGGCGGUGAGAAGGGUGUUCCAUUCCGCAUUCAAGUGGAAACGUAUUCUCACGGUGAUGGCGAUGGCACCCCGAAGCGUCUGCACGUUGCAGGUUGCCAGAUUAAAGUUUUUAAGUUGAAAGGAGCGGAUCGAAAACAUAAACAAGACAGAGAAAAGAUUUAUAAGCGACCGAUGGCCGAACAGGAAAAGUACCAACCAUCUUGUGAAUGCACCAUUUUAGCAGAAAUACCGCUGGAAUUAGUUUAUACGUCAGCAAUCGUGCCCGUAGGCACGGCAACCAGCAACGGUAGCAGCAGCCAGACGACUCAAGUGGUGGCUGUCGCAACCACUGUGGUUACUCCACCGGCUGUUUUGGCCAGUCGAACGUACAGCCCUACUGAAUUACACAAAUCACAAAGUUUUACCAGUGAAGGAUGCCCGAGUGAAAGUCCUCUUGGACACGAUACAGACAAUGUCGAAAGCCCUACAUCUAUGAUCGGAAGUGGUAAUAGUGCCGUUUACCAGUAUUACCUACAGCCGUUAAGCGCCGAGGCAAGCGCUCAGCAGACGGCCCAGUGGCUGCAAACGAACAGAUUCUCAAGCCACGCCCGCACAUUUUCUCGCUUUGCCGGAGCCGACAUUCUCAGGUUGACACGCGACGACCUUAUUCAAAUUUGUGGUCUGGCCGACGGUAUCCGACUUUUCAACGCUCUUCACGCCAAAGCCUUGGCGCCGAGGCUGACCCUCUACUUGACGCAGGAUCAGAGCCAGGUGUUCCAUGCCAUAUUUUUAGAAAACUUGUCCUGCGUCGAGAUCGGAAACAAACUAGCCGCCCUUGUGCAAUUGUCGUCCCAGCACGUCUUGGACGUUUACAUCGAAGGACCUUGCGGAAUCCACGUCCUCGUCACUGACGAAGUCGUUCAAAACAUGAAGGACGAAUCUAUGUACACUGUCGAACUACUACCUGAUCAAACUAGCGACCGGUAUCGACUGCUGCUUAAGUCGACUUCACCUCAUUAGGUUUUGUAUUGCAAACCUACCCUGCAGGUAAGUUGACAGAAAACCAACACCACAAGCUAAAAAAAAAAACUUACAAUUUUGUUUUCGCCAUUUCUUCAUCACUUUCCUCCCCCAAUUCUUCUGUUGUUUAAAUUUUACUUGCUUAGCUAGAGCAAAAAUCAUGGUUGACAAGUUGUUUUCUUUUUGCCUGGAAGUCUCCACGAAAAUAUUUGCCGAGAGAUAGAUUCUUGUUUCCUACGCAUUAUAGGUCCAACAGACCCUAUCCCCCUCGUAAGUGCCUUUAUCAAAUGUCGUACUUGCUGACUUUUGUCAUGAUGAUCAUUGUUCAUUUUGUUUUGCUCAUCCUUUCCCCUCUUUACAGACUCCAUUUCUUAAACGUGUACCCACACACACACAAAACACAUUUUCAUUUUACACGCAUGUGUCAUUCCCGUUGUUCAGUAGCAAAACAAAAGGAGAUAAAAACAAACCAUUUAACACAAUUCUCCUGUUAUCGUUCUCGCCAGCACUGUUGAUUUCCUUUUUUUUUAUCAUCUUGUUUGUGUCUCACGGGGAGAGGGUUUAUCCGUAUCUUGACCAUGAUUGAUGAUAUAGUCGAAGCGGUUGAUGAUUUGUCGUUGACUUGUAAUACUUGUCUUACUUCCUCCCCCCUUUAUCUUUUUUACAAAAAACAAAUCUACUUCUUCGUUGGGUGGGUUAUCAAACACAAUCUUUGCAAAGUAAAUAAGAAUACAUGGCCAAGAUCUCGUUA
Molecule: messenger RNA, 4475 nt
Organism: Daphnia carinata
Lineage: Eukaryota; Metazoa; Arthropoda; Branchiopoda; Diplostraca; Daphniidae
Gene: gem
Product: transcription factor CP2-like
Exons: 14
Coding region: 860-3724 (954 amino acids)
Biological process (GO): regulation of transcription by RNA polymerase II
Cellular component (GO): nucleus
Molecular function (GO): RNA polymerase II cis-regulatory region sequence-specific DNA binding; DNA-binding transcription activator activity, RNA polymerase II-specific
Source: RefSeq, a predicted model, not a curated record